AUGAACGAGUUCUCAAGGGAAUCUCCAGAGUAUGGGAUGGGGACGGUGUCACCGCUGCGGUUGUACGCCGGGAAAUUUUUGGCCGCAGUGAAUCUUGGGAUUUGGUCGUUUAAUCUGUUUGGUAUUCUGAUUCCGGUUAUCUUCCGAGAGCGUUCAAGAGGUAUUACAGUUCCAGCAAGGAGGUUUGAUUCCGGUUUAGAUCAAUCUUAUCUUUUUUUUUACCUUUCUUUUGUUUCAUCAGUCUGGUUCGGUUAUGGGAAAACUCGUGAUCUAGAUGUGAAUCAUCGGUUACGAUUGCAAUUGGUUGGUGUUCAUGGUUCAUGUUUUUUUUUUACUUAG
Messenger RNA from Eruca vesicaria subsp. sativa (arugula), 339 nucleotides. NCBI's taxonomy places the organism in Eukaryota, Viridiplantae, Streptophyta, Magnoliopsida, Brassicales, Brassicaceae. The record is from the annotation of a GenBank genome assembly.